Molecule: messenger RNA, 832 nt
Organism: Lycium ferocissimum
Lineage: Eukaryota; Viridiplantae; Streptophyta; Magnoliopsida; Solanales; Solanaceae
Product: LOB domain-containing protein 12-like
Exons: 2
Coding region: 67-501 (144 amino acids)
Source: RefSeq, a predicted model, not a curated record
AGUCAGUUAGUCCUAUACUCAUUUACUCUUUCUAAACACUAGUCCUAUAACACAGAAAUAAUAAAGAUGGGUGCAGGAAACUCUCCAUGCGCUUCAUGCAAGCUGCUGAGACGCCGUUGCGCCAAGGAUUGCGUAUUUUCUCCUUACUUCCCUUCUGAUAAUCCUCACAAAUUUGCCAUUGUUCAUAAGGUCUUUGGUGCCAGCAAUAUCAGCAAAAUGUUACAGGAGCUUCCGGUGCAUCAAAGGGGAGAUGCAGUGAGCAGUCUAGUAUAUGAAGCAAAUGCAAGGAUGAAGGAUCCUGUAUAUGGAUGUGUUGGUGCCAUAUCCUACUUGCAGAACCAGGUCUCCCAGCUGCAAAUGCAACUUGCAUUGGCUCAAGCUGAGAUCCUUUGCAUCCAAAUGCAAUCACAAGAUCAACCAACAGCUUUGACCUCACCAUUACAUGAAUUAGUAGCAGAUGACAAGUCAUUCUUCUUCUCAGACAACCUCAAUUACUUUUGACUCUAGCUCCCACAAAUGUAAUUCAGGAAUUUCUCAAGAGGGAGACUUUCUUUGGACAUAAUCAAAGGCAUGGUUAAUUUUGUUUUCAGUACCACUUAGAAUUAAUUUACCCCAUUGUACUUCUCUUUUUUCCCCACUUGUUUUCUCAUGAGGAAUAUUAGAGAAUGGAGGGUUUUGUUUUGUUUCUUCUACAAAUAUCAUGUGAGGCGAUAGUAUGAACAAGGUGAUGUAUUAUAGUUGAAUUAAAGAACAGAUUUAAUUUGUCUGCUGACUUGAUAAUUAAGUCAACCUUGCAUGUGGGAGGUGAAAUAUAAACUAUAUGAGAUAACAG